AUGCUUCACUGGAUCCUAGGAUGGCCUUCAUCACCGGCUCAUACACAUUUCCUCUCCAAAGACUGGACCCCAAGCUCCCGGAGUUCGUCCUGCGACAACAGAGGAAGCGACACAACGGGCUCGUCGCGCCCACAGCCAGGCCACCUCGAGUCCCCGACGACGAGGGAAACGACGAGUGGACGCCCGAGAAGGAGAGAUCUAGCAGGCAUGCAAGCAAAAGUGGAAGCGUGGGCGGUGGAAGAAGAGGCGGUCAUAAGGGGAAGGCAGAGUGGAGUGCUCCAGCUUGGACCGGUAGGAGGGAGAACUACGAUGAUGCGCCGCUCAGUGUAGACCAAGUAGAUAUUAUACCGUUAUGGACUCCAGCCAAGUUGGUGGCGGGUGCAAAGGGCGCU
Messenger RNA from Penaeus vannamei (Pacific white shrimp), 392 nucleotides. NCBI's taxonomy places the organism in Eukaryota, Metazoa, Arthropoda, Malacostraca, Decapoda, Penaeidae. The record is from RefSeq and is a predicted model, not a curated record.